Polyodon spathula (Mississippi paddlefish) is the source of this 5660-nucleotide messenger RNA. Its product is annotated as ninein-like. Gene Ontology annotation, cellular component: pericentriolar material; centriole; centrosome. NCBI's taxonomy places the organism in Eukaryota, Metazoa, Chordata, Actinopteri, Acipenseriformes, Polyodontidae. Gene Ontology annotation, molecular function: calcium ion binding. Gene Ontology annotation, biological process: microtubule anchoring at centrosome; centrosome localization; centrosome-templated microtubule nucleation. The record is from RefSeq and is a predicted model, not a curated record.
CUGUGCUAUGGGAUGGACGGAGCCCAGCUGGAUGAGUACGAGGUUCAACUGAAGGAACUCUUCGACGGUUUUGACGGCAAUGGCUCGGGAUCCCUGUGUCAGGAGGAACUCUCGGACCUGUGCCAGGCUCUGCAUCUGGAGGAGGUGGCACUGGCACUGCUGAGGGAGCUGGUGCAGGAGGGCAGUCUGUCGGACAGGGUUCAUUUUGAGCAGUUUAAGGACGCGCUGAUCCUUGUGUUGUCAACGACGCCAGGAGGGCAGCUGUCUAAUGAAGAGAACAGCCAGGAGCCAGACUCGUCCCAAGCUAACCCCAAGUUCGUGAAGGACGGGAAACGAUACGGGCGUCGCUCGCUCCCUGAGUUCGGAGAGUCUAUAGAAGGGUUUGCUGAGGUCAGCGAGACAGAGCCAGCUGCCCCAGAAGAGAAUCCCCAGAACGCCCCCCCUCGGGACGGGUGCAGGCACUGGAAGACAUCCACACAGUACAGUGAGGAGUAUGAGGCUGAAGGUCAGCUGCGGUUCUGGAACCCCGAUGACCCUGGCACGCCCCACAGUGUGCCUCCCCCCUCCCCGGACUGGCUGGAGGAGCGGCUGGGGGCUGUCUGUGAAGAGCUGGGGGUGUCUCGUCAGGGCUAUACAGGCUGCAGGCAGCCAGUUUCAAUGUGCGAGCAGCUGGGACUGGCGGGGCUGGACGAUAUUUUUACGAAUCUGGACCCUGACGGGAUGAUGAGUGUCCAGGACUUCAUUUCCGGGGUUCUGAGGAACGGGAAGCCCCCUACCCCCUCUGCCUCGACCCCCUACCAGCAGCUCAAGAGACGUCUCUCCACACAGUCGUUUGACGAGAGUGGCAGGCGCACGGCCACCCCCUCGGCGAUGACCAGCACCAUCGCUCUGCGGCUCUUCUCGGGGCUGGACGACGGCUCAGGGUACACCAAUGCUGAGCAGCUGCUGGACGCCUGGCAGGAGGAGGGCAUCGACAACUGCCAUGAGAUACUGCAGGCUCUGGAUUUCAGUCUAGACAGGAAGGUGAAUCUGAGUGAGCUGACAAUCGCACUGGAGAACGAGCUCCAAAUCACCAAGAAUGGGAUUCACCAGGCAGUGCUGGCCAGCUUCAAGAGUGAGAUCCGCCACCUGCUGGAGCGGGUGGACCGCGAGAUGAGGGAAAAGGGGAAGCUGCGCUCCGACCUGGACAAGGCUGACCGGCUCAAGACACAGAUGGCCGCCGAGAUGGACGAACACCACUCCGCCAUCGAGCGUCUCAGCAACAGCAACCUCAGGAAGCUGGAGCAGGAGUAUCGGGACAGGCUGGCCGCAGUGAAAGCCGAGCUGACGAGAGAGAGGGACCAGAUCCAGCAGCAAGCCAGCAAGCAGAGGUCUGAGCUGGAGAGGGAGGUGGAGAAGGUGAAGGAGGAGGAGCUGUACCUGCGAGAUCGCCUCUCACUUGCACACAAGGAGAACAUGCGUCUGGAGGCAGAGCUGCUGGAGAUCACAGAGAAGCUGGUGGAAACUGAGAACCUGGCCAGCAAACUGCAGAGCAACCUGGAUAACAUCCUCAAAGAGAAGUUUGGUGAUCUGGACCCGGGCAGCGCAGGGUUCUUCUUGCAGGAGGAGCGAUUCAAACUCAUGCGGAACGAGUGUGAGCAGCGGUGCAGGGAGCUGCAGGACCGUAUUGAUGAGCUGCAGGCUGAGUACUCCGCGCUGGGCAGGACAUCCCGCCCCUCCCUCGGACUGUCCCUGACCGAGGAUUUUGACAGCAAGAGCGGUGUUGGUGUGGAGUCAGACCCCGGUCUGAGUUUGGAGGAGGGUCAUCCCUUCAACAUGAGCCUGGAGGCGGAGAUGCUGGUGGAGCAGCUGAAAGAUCAGCACCAGCAGGACGUGGCAAGCGUGAGAGCCGAGCUGCAGAGCAAGGUCAGUGAGCGUGAGCAGCAGAUGGAGGAGUUGAAAGCCGGCCACGCUCGGGAGCAGAGGGCACUGGAGCAGCAGUGCCGGGAGGAGAUGGGCCGAGUCCAGAACCACAUGGAUGAGCUGCAGAGCCAGCUGGAAACCCUGGAGAAAGAGCGCGAGAGAGCGGAGCAGCUUCGCAUUGAGGAGAGGGCGGAGCUGGAGCGGCAGCAAGGGGAGGAGAAGAACCGGGCCCAGGCCAGGGCCUCCGAGAUGCAAGUCAGAGUGGAAACCCUGGAGAGCGAGCGUGAGCGAGGAGAGGAGGAGAGACGGCAGCUGGAGAGACGGCACAUGGAGGAGCGAGUCCGGCUGGAGGAGUGCGGUGAGAAGACCCUGCAGGGACGAGUGCAGGAGGAGCGCGAGAGGAAGCGGGUGGAGCUGGAGGAACGAGAGGAGGAGCUUGCGGAGGAGUUCAAGCAGGAGCGAGGCUCACUGGAGAAGAGGCACCUGGAGGCACUGGAGGAACUGACUCUGAAACACAGCGAGGAGAGAGAGAGGCUAACCGGCCGGCUGCAGAGCCUUGAGCAGCAGAUCCUGGAAGAGAGGCGCAAGGAGGAGCAGUUUAAGAAGGAGAAGAUGGCGGCGGUGAAGGCUGCAGAGAAUUUUAAGAAGCAGGUGCUGGAGCUGCGGUCCCGUGCUCAGCAGCUGGAGAUCAAGAACGCAGAGCUGGCUCAGAAGAGCGGUCAGAACGCCAAGGACUUCGUGGAGCUGAACCGGAGAAUGUGUGAGGUGGUGCUGUGGCACCACGAGAACGGCCGGUGCCACCACCAGGGGGAGCUAGAGAGGGAGAGAGCUGCACUGAGCGCCGAGCUCAGCCAGGGGAGGAGCAAGAUGGCGGCGUGCAUGUCCACUCUGGAGUCUGAGCUCUGUAGGGUUGAGGAGAGGAGCCGAGUGCUUGAGCAGGAGAAGGCACUGCUGAGCCAGGAGCUGUCUGCUAUGAAAGAGAAGCUGUCGGGUUCCAGUGACCUGAAGAAGGAACUGCUCAGCAUGGUUUGCAAGAACGAGAAGCUCCAGAAAGAGAAGGAGGUGCUGAGCGAAGAGCUGAACCACUGCGUGGACAAGAUCAGAGUGCUUGAGAACCAGCUCGCUCAGCUUAGACAUGACCGGCAGGCAGUGGAGCAGCACGCACAGACACUGAGGAGCCAGCUCAGCGCCUCCCUGGACAAGGUGAGCGAGCUGAGUGACUGCGAGCGAGAGCUGGAGAGGCUGAAGGUGGAGAACGAGGCUGUAUGGAGCCGGCAGGCCAGACUGGAGAGCCAGGAACUGGAGACUCUCUGUGAGCAGCUCGGAGGGCUGGUGCCUAGGGAGCAGCUGGUCCAGGCCCAGCACAGGCUGCUGCAAGGGGAGCGUCGCAGGCAGCACCGGCCCGAGGACCUGGGGCACCAGGCAAGAACGCCCGCCCCCACAAAGCCGAUUUAUUAGGAUUCAGCCAGAAAAAGUGAAAAGAUUAGAUGGAAAAGUUGUUGUGCUAUACUGCUAAGCAUGGGUGUCGUAUUCCCGCUCUGUGGUUUGUGCUGUGUUGUGUGGCUGCUAGCGGAUUGCUUCAGGGUCAAGUGUACCUACCUUCUCUCUCCAGGGCGCAUUACCGGAGCAGCGUACCACUCAUACAGACACCUACAGGAGGAUCGGCGGCUUGUGAAGGAAGUUAAACGCCAGCCCCCUCUCCCCUCCCACUCCUCUUCUUUUUUAUGAACUGUUCAGACUGAAUAAGCUGACAAUACUCAAGACAUUCUUCCCAGGCUGCACUCUGGGAACCAAAAACCAAAACCAUCACAGUGUGCAAUGCAGCAGGGAACUCCCAGUCUCUUUCACCAACCAGUGAGGCUUAGCAAUUAGGGGAUCAGUGUUCCAGUCACAUACAAAUACAUGCACAAAAAACACAAAUGAAGGGAUGUAAAAAAAAAAGUUUGACCAGCACAGUACUACUGCCUCAGUAACUGAUGUUAAACUAAUUAUGAAUGCUUUUUUUGUUUUUUAAUGAAUUUAUUUAAUUAAAUUGAUUUGAAUGUUACACUUGCCAGUUAACAAAUAAUGAUUAUAUUUAUGUAUAUGGUAGCCUACUGGCUUUGUUUCCUAGCAAUUUGCAUCCCAGUGCUGUUUUUGAUUAUUGUUACUGACCUGGAUACUGUCAUUGUCGGUGUUUUUUUGUUUUUUUUUAAGGGAAUACAUUCAGUUUUCUUGACCCCUGUACUGUAACAGAAAGGUCAGCAGGUGGCACUGUUUACUGCAAGCCUCUUCAGUUGCUGGGGCUUUGCGAUGGAGACUGCUGCAUUGCCCACUGUAAUAAUAAUUGGUGAUAACAAGGUAUCCUUGAAUGGAAAUGGAAGCAGUACUCUUCAGUGCACUCCUGUUCUUGUUUUUAUACAAUGUUAUUAAUGUCAGGGUGGAAAUGCACUCCUGUUUGAAAUGUAAGUUUUGUUUUAUUUAAUUGUUGUCGUCCAUCAGCAGCACUGUGUAUAUUGGUAGAGGCUUGUCCAAAGAUCUGCUCGCCUUGCACUGUAAAGUUUAUUGACAGUAUUAUCACAGGUUAAUUCAAUACCACCACCUUUUUUUAAAGCUUGCUUGUGAAGAAGCUGCUCUUGCAGUUUUGCAUCUGCAGCGCUCCCUCGAUAUUCCAUUGUUCACUCAUCUGAUUAUUUCACUCUUGUGCCUUGACGACAGUGGAGUCCUGCAUUUUCCUGAUUCACUGUUGAAUAUGAGUAACUCAGACAGUGAAAUGAGCACUGAAGUCUGUGUUUGUUUAGCUUUCACAGCUAAACAAACAUAUUUAAUUGAAUGUAUCUUUCGUUUUGCUCUUCGCACAUUCACAUUGAAACCACAAUGCUUGUUACAAAGCCGAGGUGCUCUGCACUAAAGCAGGGUAAUCUGAUAUAGCGUAGAAAGUGCCUGUCUCUAAUCUGUGUAUCCUCCUCGCAGACGUUCACAAGCACUGAAAUCCACUGUGGUUUUAUAUUGCAUUAUAAUUUGCUGAACCGUUGAUGACAGCAUGUGGAGUGUUCACAGCAAGAAGAGUUUGAUCAGAGGGGAGGGCUUGUUGAUCUUGGCAGUAAUGAGACUGAUAACUAGGGUCAGAUCUGGAAGCACAUGGGUGAAAAAACAAGUACUUUUUGUAUUUAAAAAAAAAAAAAAUGUAUGUAAAUGAUUAUUCAAGUUAAACAAAAAAUGACACUGAUGGAAUUUUGUAUGAUUAUUUUUUUGUAAAAAAAAAAAAGAAAAGAAAAUACACCCGUUAAAGACUAAAGAUGCUUGGCCGUUAAUAUACAGGGUGUAGAUUAAUGCAGAGUGUUUUUUCUGCCUUGGCCAGUCAUGCAUGUGUUCAGGUGGAUAGCCCGUUGAUUCAUUUUGCACUAUUUGGAGGAUUCACUAAGACUCACAAACACGGUGUCCCUUCAUGGGAGUGUAAAGGACCCUUGUUUGAAAGGCCUCCCAAAGUGCUCUUCUCUGGAACCAGUUUGACAGUUCGGGUUUUUGUUUCAGCCGUUUCCUGAAUACAGUGUAAACUGUAAAACAGUACAGCACAAUGUCAGUUUCUACAGUAAGGCUGGAUCUACCAUAGGAUCUGGUUAAAAUGAAAACCUGGUAUUUUGUAGGUCCCCAGGAUUGGACUGGGGUCCUGAGUGAGAGAGUGAGCAGAUCCUGACUUGCCUUUCCUACCAGCAGUAUUGUUUGUAUUUGUGUUUGUGUGUUUUAUGUCAUUGUUUUGUUAAUGAUCGCUAUUUUUG